Messenger RNA from Anopheles nili, 687 nucleotides. RefSeq lists its product as uncharacterized. The transcript is spliced from 2 exons. NCBI's taxonomy places the organism in Eukaryota, Metazoa, Arthropoda, Insecta, Diptera, Culicidae. The record is from RefSeq and is a predicted model, not a curated record. Bases 1 to 687 code for a protein of 228 amino acids.
AUGAAGCAGCCAGUGUUCCGAACGACACCCAGGAGGUGGAUCUACGCCAUAGUACUGCUAAUGAUGAUCACCCUAGCGAUCACAGCUGAGGCAGCUAAUGUGGCGACGAAAGAACGCAGUUCUGGAACCGGAAUCGCUGAGUCUCGGACAUUCGGGCGUAUCAGACGACUGCAAGCGAUGAUCGUUCCGGCGAUGUUUUUCCUGGGCGUGAUGAAGACCCUGUUCGCUCUGCUAGUUGCCAUCAGCUUAAAAACCCUGUUCGUCGGCGUCUCCAUACUGGCGAUUAACGUCGGGUUGGCAAUGGCGAAGGUGAUCGCGUUCUUCAAGAGCAAACACGAACACCACGGCGGGCAUGGUGGCGGAUGGGGUGACAAGAACAUUCACGUGCACAUCCACAAUGAUGGGUACGUCCAGCAUGGCAGUCUUCCAGUGGAGUUCGAUCACGUCCCACCCACGGGUUUGCAGCACGCGUCACCGAGUGUUUUCCCGAGCUAUGGACCACCUGUUCUCAACACGUAUCACCAGUCGAACCUGCGCUCCCGAAGUGAUAAUGUCGCCGAUCCGAUCUACGUCUCACCGACGGUGGAUCAGAACGAGAAUCUGUACCCGAAGGUGCUGAUCUCCGAUCGUGACAAGCUCGAUCAAAUCUACGCCCAGUGGCGUCAGCUGCAUCGGAAUGGGCGAUAG